AAAAUUUAUUUGCUUUUCAAAGCUCGCAGCUAUAUGUUUUACAUGUUUGUUUCAAAGAUUCUUCUUUCCUGAUAACUUCUUAAAUAUUGUUAAAACUGUCUUAGAUACAGCGACGCAAAAUAUUGUUAAAAUCCUUACCAGUGGAUGCUGACGUAAUUAUCGUAAGAUUUUGGUGCUGUUUGUUUGAAAUUGUUGCACGAGGUCUUGUUGUGUUUUCGAAGCACCAUUAGUGCGGUUGGAAUAUGGUUAGGAUAACGGCUGAAAUUGUUGAGAAUGCACCACAGUUUACCAAUGCUAUCAAAGAUCGUGAACUUGACCUUCGAAGCUACAAAUUUCCUGCCAUCGAAAACUUGGGAUGUACAUUAGACCAAUUUGAUACUAUCGAUCUUUCAGAAAAUGAAAUCAGAAAACUUGAUGGCUUCCCGCUGUUGAAGCGCUUGAAGUCCAUAAUACUCACAAAUAACAAGGUCGGAGCCUGUUUUCAGUUAGGCGUUAUCACCAUAGUACUCAGCAUCCAAGCUGUCACACCUGGUCUGCAUGUUGAAAAUUAUAAAGAUGGAACACAAAUCUAUGCAUAUGAAACCAAUGGUUGUAGAAGGCUGCAACACUAGGCAUGAAAAGAUUAACUAACUGAAGAAAGAUAAAAUCAUGACGAUGUGGCAGUGGUUUCGUCGAACUUGAGUGAUUCUAUGAAGAUAAUCGUGCUGGAAUAAUCGAAGGUGUAUUGUACUCUACCUCACUUGACCAUGCUUAUCCACCGUAGAGAGUAACAGCUCGCAAUUGCUCGGUACGCUUGAAUGUUGCAUGCACUUGGAAUAUGUGAUUUGCAAGAUUGCUCGCAUCGCUGAGGACUUUGGUCAGCAGUUACCCAACCUUGUGACUCUUAUUCUGACUGGUAAUUACCUUUCGGAUCUCAAGGAUUUGGAUCCUUUAUCAACAUGUGAGAAGUUGAAUUUUCUGAGCCUACUUCAUUGUCCUGUCACAAUGCGCGCUAAUUACCGACUUUAUGUAAUCAGUCGCGUCUCUUCUAUUCGAUUUCUGGAUUACCGUCGUGUUACACAAGCUGAGCGUAAAUUAGCCCGAUCAAUGUUUAAACGCCUUCCAGUUCUGUCAAACAGUAUCAGUAAUGUAAAGGCGCCAUACCAAAAAGCUAAUGUUCCGCGUACAGAAAACUCAAAUGCUACUACUGGUACUGUUAAAACAUUCAUCCCUGGUGCUCCGAUUAAUUCAAACGAUCUUGUACCCCCUGGGACUGAAGCAGUUCGAAUGGAUGAUGAACAACAUCAUGUUAAUGAAAGCAAAGAAAACAAUGCACCUAGUUCGAAUACAUCAGUAGAAAAUAAUCACGGUGAAUCAGGCAAAUCUGAUUCAACUGUAACCAGUUCAAGUGACACUCCUAUGCCCCCACCAUCCAAUCCAGUCACAACAGGCAAUAAACGUACAGUUGCAUCAAAUCAAGACUUAUUUGCUAUACAAGAAGCAAUAAAACGUGCACGUACUAUGGAUGAAGUUGAACGUCUUCAUCAAUUGCUUAGUAGUGGUCAGUUUGCAGGAUUUGCAGUUCAAUGGCAAAAACAAUUAAGGCAACAGCAACAGCAGCAACAACAACAAAAAGCCUCACAAUAAUAUGUGUAUAAAUAUGUUGCUGUGAAGCUUUACUCACUGGUCAUGUCUCAGUGUUUGUACAUUGCACCAUUAUACAUACAUACUUUUUUCUCUUCUUAAACUAAUGUAACUCUAAUUAUGAUGCCGUUAUCCUUCUGAAAUAGUUACUUAACUUUAUUUUUACAACAACAACAAUAAAUGCAUAAUCCUUUGAAGCCUAUUUUGUGACUUUCUAGAGACUAAUAUUCGUAGUAUAACAACAGAAGACAAGGGCCGGCAACAGAUCGUUUUAUUACGGAAAUCAACACGUAUUUAUAUACAUAUUUCCUGUACAUUAUUAUAG
Molecule: messenger RNA, 1948 nt
Organism: Trichobilharzia regenti
Lineage: Eukaryota; Metazoa; Platyhelminthes; Trematoda; Strigeidida; Schistosomatidae
Source: the annotation of a GenBank genome assembly